AUGAGGAACAGGAAGCUUACAGGUGGAGUGCGAUCCUCCCUAUGCCUGCAGGCCCGAAGUUGCUCUGCAGCCAAUUUGGCCUCUGUCCAGGACGUCACUGGCUCCUCAUCUGCCAAGACAGCAUGUCUGAAGACUUCAUCACACAAGGCCCCAGACAGACGAAUUUCCAAGAAGUUCAAGUAUGACAAAGGUCACCUUUUGAAGGCAGAAUUACAGAGACUUGUCCCCAAAAGUGACAUUGGUGCUGUGCCAAAAGUGGUUCCCACAGCCCCUAGUGAAAAUGAGCUUGCCGAAGGGGGCGCCCAGCUCACAGACGGUGAGACUGUGAUCCCUGCCCAGCAGGAGAGUGCAGGUGUUCUUCCUGGCCACUGCCAAGCUGUGAGUGAGAGUGAGGCUCCCUCAGCAGAGACUGAAGAUGGCCAGUCUGCAGCAGAACCCAGCUCUGGUGCACCAGCCCAGGAGCCAAACAGCAGUUCCAGCAGGCAGGCCGAGCCUGUGCUCCAGACAGAGGCAGUGCGGGCACCACAGCUUCUCAUGGACAAUAGCAUCUUUCGGGAUGAUGACAGCAAUCAGCCCAUGCCAGUGAGCCGCUUCUUCGGGAAUGUGGAGCUCAUGCAGGACCUGCCACCAGCCUCUUCAUCUUGCCCUUCGAUGAGCAGACGAGAAUUCAGAAAAAUGCAUUUCAGAGCCAAAGACGAUGAGGACGACGAUGAUGCAGAAAUGUAGAGAAUGGCUUCUUUGUAUUUUUUUAGUACA
Jaculus jaculus (lesser Egyptian jerboa) is the source of this 756-nucleotide messenger RNA. Its product is annotated as UPF0688 protein C1orf174 homolog. The coding region runs from base 1 to 726 and encodes 241 amino acids. The transcript has a single exon. NCBI's taxonomy places the organism in Eukaryota, Metazoa, Chordata, Mammalia, Rodentia, Dipodidae. The record is from RefSeq and is a predicted model, not a curated record.